AUGGACACGCAGAGCCCAACUGUGCAGAUAUGGUCCACCCUUGCGCUCGCCGCGCUUUCCCUCAUCCCUCACCAUGCCCUCCGGGUUACAGCGGUUGUGAUCUGCUCGCUGAUCUGUUUGGCGCAUACUAGUAUCGUGGCCAUCAGGCGCCCCGCGCGCAUCUUGGCGGGGAGCGCAGCCGUCCUGGAUGGCGUCGAACAGGCUAUCGCGGAGGCGAUGUGCGGGAGCCAUCGACUGGUCUUUCUGGAAGAGAGCUUGGAGCUGCUCCGGCUCAGACGCGCUCUAUCGCUCUACCGAUCGUCCCUGCUCACCACCCACCCGACGCGGCCGCUCUCCUGGAUGGCGUAUAUCGCACUGUGGAGCCAGAUAUCGCGGCUAAUGGCAGCGGCUCAGCGCAUCUCUUUGGGCGUGCAGCUGCGCAUUGAAACAAGUCGCGCGGACGCAUACGCCGAGCGGAUCAACUCGUCCCUGACGCUGCUCGGCCCAGGCCAGCCUGAGCGUGCUGCGAUUGCGACUGUAUAA
This is a messenger RNA of Mycena indigotica, 522 nucleotides long. RefSeq lists its product as uncharacterized. Bases 1 to 522 code for a protein of 173 amino acids. The transcript is spliced from 3 exons. Lineage: Eukaryota; Fungi; Basidiomycota; Agaricomycetes; Agaricales; Mycenaceae. The record is from RefSeq and is a predicted model, not a curated record.